Molecule: messenger RNA, 5339 nt
Organism: Hippocampus comes (tiger tail seahorse)
Lineage: Eukaryota; Metazoa; Chordata; Actinopteri; Syngnathiformes; Syngnathidae
Gene: cdk12
Product: cyclin dependent kinase 12
Exons: 16
Coding region: 612-4583 (1323 amino acids)
Biological process (GO): positive regulation of transcription elongation by RNA polymerase II; protein phosphorylation
Cellular component (GO): nucleus; cyclin/CDK positive transcription elongation factor complex
Molecular function (GO): RNA polymerase II CTD heptapeptide repeat kinase activity; cyclin binding; ATP binding
Source: RefSeq, a predicted model, not a curated record
GAGUUCCGGUGUAAUCCUUCGUGUGCAGAAGUUGCUAGUCACAGGAGCCACAAUGGCGUUUGUAGUCUCCUGCGGCUAGGGCUGUGGAUGUUAUUAAAUCCAUUAGCAUCGCCCUAAAUAUAGGCCUGGUUGAUUUCCAGAGCCAUUGAUAGUAAACUGGAACAUCUAUUGCACACGAAAAAACUAUGAUUUCGUAUCAAUAUUGAAUUUAAAGGGGGAUAAAGCUUACAUUAAAGGGAAUAUGUAAACAGCACCAACCGGGUCAAGUUUUCAUUUUGUUCGAGAGAUGAGCGUCUUUUAAAGUGAAGACAUUUGCUAAUUUGUGAACGCUAAGACCGUAAUUCUGUGGAAUAAAAUCAUCUUUUCCCUAACUUGGCACCGGACAAGGACAGCUUUGACAAAGGAGACUUUUUUUUCUUUUUCCACGGCUCACCUCGCUAGCUGGCCCAGCGUUAGCUAGCUGUGCUAGCUAAGUUGAGACGGCAAGACGACAGCACAAUGCUCCAACGUUUGGAACACUUGAGAAUUUGUACUUGAAUCGGCGGUUAAUGAGUUGCUUCGACCGCCAAGGCCUAGCCGUGGGAGAGGUGGUACCGACGCCGGCUUGAGGGAUGCCUGGUUCGGACCGACGCCAUGGGACCAAGAGGAAGCCGGAAUCAAUCAUCGGCGGCUUGGCUCACGCCGCCCUCCAAACAGCUGCGGGAGACAUGACCAGCAAAGACGGCAAGUUGCACUGCAAAUCUUUGAUGGCCUCGUCAAAGCGUAGGCGACAUAAGUCGGCUAAAGUUCGGGAAUCGCCGGUGGUACCGCCGACGAUUCCCGAAUAUAUAUCCCUGGGCCACACGGCGCCUCCUAGCGUCCUGAUGAAGCCCCUGGUGGAGUAUGACGAUAUUAGCUCGGACUCUGACACAUUCUUAGACCCACCGGGCACCAGAUUGCCUGAGAGGGUUGUGGUGAUGGAGCGCCUCGAGCCAUCACCCGAAUUCAUCAGGGAAGAGCCCAUCCGCGAGAGUAAGAGCCACAGACACUCCCGGAAAAAGUCCAAGGACCCCAACAAAGUUCGGGACCCUGGUAAUGGGGCACGGGGCUACAAGAAGAAGAGCAGCAAGGACCGUGAAAAAAGCGCUUCCGGCAUGGGCAAGGAGAAAUUGCUAUCAUCUGGACCAUCCAAGCGUCACAUCCAGCAGGAGCUUGACUUUAAUAAAAGAGGAGAUCCCAUGUUCUCCCAGAUGCACACCAUGGUUAGCAUAGGUAGUACCUCUGCGUCUUCAUCACGUAGCAAGGAAAGCGGCCGCUCUGGCAAGUCACGUAAGGACAAGCAGCAGAGGCGAGAGGCGCGGCUGGAAGGCGCUCACAGCGACUCUCAGAAGGUACGCGGAGAAAGGAGCCACCGCAAGUCCUCCAAGAGCAACAAGUCCAGCCCCAAAGGCAAGUCGAGUCGAGGUAGCCCUCGCAGGAAAGCUGCCAGUGCUGCUUUGUCACCAAGUCCCAGGAGGGGAGAGAGCCCACUUGGUGCCCCAAUGUUGGACGACGGCUACUCGAGGCGCAAGGCCACCCAGCAGUGCCCGAGUCCCUACGGGGACAUGAGCCGGCGCAGCAGGCAGAGAUCGGACAGCCCCUACGGCAGUAGGCACAGGUCGUCCAGCUUUGAGCGGGACAGCAGUCCCUACUCUAGAAGGCGCUCCAUCAGUCCCUACGCUGCACGACGCUCUUCCAGCACCAGCCCCAGCCCCAUGUCUCGACGCUCCGGCCGUUCCAGAAGUCGAUCCCCUCUGUUCUUCUCCUCUCAUCGCUCUUCGUCCCGUUCCCGCAGCAAGCGGCAUGGCCCCUCAGCAGGGGCCUUGGGUGCCGGCUCCUACAGCAGCCGGCCUGCCAGCCGCUCACCCCCUGCCACUCGCCUGCCGCUCAACUCCAGCCUGGGCGCCGAGCUCAGCCGCAGGAAGAAGGAGCGCCAGGCUGCUGAGGCGGCGGCGGCUCGUGCCUGCGGUAGCGGCGCCGCAUCCCCCGCCACACAGAAACCCAUAGCCCCCUCAGCCUCUUCUUCUUCCUCUUCCUCACGACCUAAAGCGGAGGAGCCGCAACAGGAAAAAGACUCCGGAGAAAAGGAAUCUCAGUCACUGCCUUCGGUGCAGUCACCACAGGAAGCACCAAUGUUGGAAGAACCAGCGGCUGACCCUUUACCUUCGGCUUCCACCACCUUCUCUCCAGCUGCUCCCCCUGAACCAUCACCCACCGAGGCUCCCGGUUUAACCUCCUCAACUCCACCGCCUCCACCACCACCCAAGCCCCAGCAGGUCGACGCUAAAGUUCUGCCUCCGGCGCCCUCUGCCCCAGCCAAAUCGCCCGCUCCCGUCCCCGCGCGGAGUCCCGCCCGACAGACACCGCUCCACAAGACUUCCACUUUGCCGCCCCUGCCUUUGCCCCCUUUGUUGCUGGGAAACUCUCAACACAGCCCAAAGAAGUCCACUUAUCCUCAGCGAGGAUCCAGAAAGGAGAAGGAAACCCGCAGCCGGCCGUCAAUCAUUGACCUCCCGCUGCCGCCCACCCUGCCUGGCGGUGACUCUUCACCCCUCCAUUUGGCCUCCCAUCAGGGAUUGUCGCUCACCCUGCCCGCCCUUAAAAAGAGACCAAAGAUUUGUUGCCCUCGCUACGGCGAGCGCAAACACACCAAGAGUGACUGGGGCAAGCGAUGCGUCGAUAAGUUUGACAUCAUCGGCAUCAUCGGAGAGGGCACCUACGGCCAGGUGUACAAGGCCAAGGACAAAGACACGGGCGAGCUGGUGGCCCUGAAGAAAGUCCGCCUGGAUAACGAGAAGGAGGGCUUUCCCAUCACGGCCAUCCGGGAGAUCAAGAUCUUGCGGCAGCUCAAACACUGCAGUGUCGUCAAUAUGAAGGAGAUCGUCACCGACAAGCAGGAUGCUCUUGACUUUAAAAAGGACAAAGGAGCGUUUUACCUGGUCUUUGAGUACAUGGACCACGACCUCAUGGGUCUGCUCGAGUCGGGCAUGGUCCAAUUCUCCCAUGAGCACAUCCGCAGCUUCAUGCGCCAGCUGAUGGAGGGUCUGGACUACUGCCACAAGAACAAUUUCUUGCACCGCGACAUCAAGUGCUCCAACAUAUUGCUCAACAACAGAGGGCAGAUUAAACUGGCUGACUUUGGUUUGGCUCGCCUUUAUAAUUCAGAAGAGAGUCGGCCUUACACGAACAAAGUCAUCACACUGUGGUAUCGCCCACCUGAGCUGCUGCUGGGCGAGGAGAGGUAUUCUCCGGCCAUCGAUGUGUGGAGUUGUGGGUGCAUUCUAGGAGAGCUGUUCACCAAGAAGCCCAUCUUUCAAGCCAAUCAGGAGCUACUGCAGCUGGAACUCAUCAGUCGGCUGUGUGGCUCCCCCUGUCCUGCAGCCUGGCCUGAUGUUAUCAAGCUGCCCCUCUUCAACACCAUGAAGCCCAAGAAGCAGUACAGACGGCGACUGCGAGAGGAAUUUGCUUUCUUGCCCACCUCUGCCCUUGACCUGCUGGACCAAAUGCUGACCCUGGACCCUUCACGCCGGUGCACUUCAGAAGGGGCACUCAACAGCGACUUCCUGUGUGAUGUGGACCCCAACAACAUGCCGCCACCAGAUCUUCCUCAUCAUCAAGACUGCCACGAGCUAUGGAGCAAGAAACGGCGGCGUGCGCGUCAGAGCGGGCUGCCCGAGGACGUCCCCAAAGCACCCCGGAAGGACAUUUCAGGCACCUCGAGCGGAGAUAACAGUCGUCCACAAACCAGUCCGGCUGGAGCGCCGGCACCCCCGCCGCCGCCUCCUCCUCCUCCUCCUCCUGCGCAGGGGAAGCCACCCUCGGCUGCGGCUCAGGACAACGAUUUGUCAGCAUUGGGAGCUGCCGCCGAGCAACUGAACCAGACAGAGAUGACCCUGCUGCUCAACCUCCUCCAAGGCCAGACGGACCUCUCCCUUCAGCAGGUCUCCCAACUCCUUAACCUGUCCAACGCAGAGACGCUCAGCCAGUCGUUGUCGGCGCUCAGCGAGGCCUCCGACCAUCACCAGGGUGGCGCGUCGGCCUCAGAGCCGCCCGAGUUGUCCCCGGCCUCCGGAGAUGCGGCGCAACUCCCAGAGGAGCAGGCUAACCUGCUGGCGCUCAUCCUGGGCCACAUCAUGAAGCCGCAAGGCGAGGAACAGGCCGACGAGAGCAGCAACGGCGUCCAGUCGGGGGAGGCUCUAACGCGCGCUACGUCUGCUUCCACUACUGAGCGCAAGGAUGUGUCCAAAAGGAACCCGUUAAGCACCUGCCCUGCGCUCCCACGUGGCGACCAGCGUCCACCCUCUCCACCCGGACUGCCCCCUGCUCCCAGCUCCCCCUGCCUGAGCCAGGACAUCAGCACAUCAGAAAUGGCAGCGGCUCUCCUCCAACUCAUCUCGGACGUGGGGGCCUCUUCGGACGCAGAGGGUAUGUCACCCAACACGGAGGGCUCAGCCAAGGCUCCGCCGCCCGCAGCGGAGGCCCCGACCACUCUUAGUGAUUCUUCUAACGCAGCACAGUUCCUCAAGGAUCAGGACCUCCGGUUUUCCCAUGGAACUACCAACUGAUCCCCUACUUCAGCUCACCCAGGCCCCGGAGCACUACCCCCCCCCCAACCCCCCAGUUCCAUAACUGAGAGAGAACACACAUGAAGUGAAUGUUAAAAUCAUCUUGGGGGAAAGGGACUGCUGAUAUCAUAUGAUGGAAGUGUUUUGGUUCUGCUCAGUUCCUCGAUUUAUUUUAAAAAGUGAUUGUUACGCAGGUUUUGCAUUUGUCUGCCACUGGAAAUGGGGCAAAGUCCUUCGGCAAAGACCGCUUCGCUUAGCUCCCUCAUCUUCCGCCUGAAAGCUGAAUGGUGCUAACUGCAAGGCUGGAUGCUUUUUUUUUUUGUUUGGUUUUUUUCUGAUGCUGCUAUGUACUUUCCAUCAAUUAAAAAAAAAAGUAAAAUCGGUUUUGUGAGAAGCCUUAUUAAGAUUGCACAUAGCGCUCAUCCUCUGCUCUUUAAAACACAAAAUAAGUCGAUCAGCAACAAGCAUUCCUGCUUGGUGAAGUAUGAAGUUUAGUGAUAAAACAGACUUUAAGUGCUUUUCCUGGAGGACAUCAAGAAGCCACUCUUUGCCUCCCUGUGUGUGAGUGUGCAAAAAUGUUUUUUCUUUUUUUUUUUUGUGCAGUUAUUUUCUAAAUAAAGAAAAUAAUACGUUUGAAGAAAAUUAUUCUAAUAAUGGUCCACGGUUCUCUUCAAAUGAGCACAUGUGUCUAAGGGGAAAGCAAAUAUUUUGUAAUAUAUGUUUUGUUUGAGUUUAUUAAAGGAAGUCAUGCGAACA